AUGCAGCCCUUAGGGCCUCCCCCUCCCUUCGGGGGUAUGGGAGGCUCCCAGCCUCCUCCAGUAGCUGGGGGAGGACCUGCUGCUGCUGCUGCUGCUGCUGCUGCUGCUGCUGCUGCAACUGCUGCUGCAGUGGCAGCAGGUGCUGUCCCUCCUCCGCCGCAGCUGCAGCAGCAACAGCCCCAGCCACCUGCCUACUCUCCUCCUCCUCCUGGUUAUGCGGGCCCCCGGCCCCCGCCUCCUUCAGGGUUUGUUGGUGCUGCAGCGCCUGCUGUUGCUAAUCAGAGAGGCGCUAUGCCUGUUCCUGCAUGGAUGCAGCAGCAGCAGCAGCAGCAACAGCAGCAGCAGCCGUUUCCUUUCAGGCCUCCCCCUUUCCCGCAGCAGCAACCGCCGCCGCCCGCACCCCCUAUGGCAGCAGCAGCAGCUGCAGCAGCAGCAGCAGUAGCAGCAGCAACCGCAGCACCUCCUCCUCCUCCUAUGAAUUUUCAGCAGCAGCACCUUCCACCACAGGGUGCGGAGAAGAAAGAGCAGCAGCAGCACAUACCCCCUCAGCCCCCUCAGCCGCCUCAGCCGCCCCAGCAGCAGCAGCAGCAGUUUAUGAAGCCCCCUCAGCAGCAGAAUGUGCAGCAGGGUGUGCGAGCUAAAGCAAAGACGCAAGAGGAGUUGCUGCAGGAGAAAGCGAGGAAGUGGCAGCAGCUAACUUCAAAGAGAUAUUCUUCACGUCAAAUAUCGGGGUGUACGUACACCGAGAAGGAGCCUAUGCCUCCUGAACAUCUUCGGAAGUUAGUUAAAGACCAUGGAGACAUGAGCAGCAGGAAGUUUAGACAUGAUAGAAGGGUUUAUCUAGGGGCUUUGAAGUUCUUGCCGCAUGCAGUGUAUAAACUAUUAGAGAAUAUGCCGAUGCCGUGGGAGCAAGCUAGAAAUGUUAAAGUUUUAUAUCAUUCAACAGGGGCUAUAACGUUUGUUGCUGAGGUUCCCUUCGUUAUAGAACCUGUUUAUUUAGCUCAGUGGGGCUCUGUUUGGAUACUAAUGAGGAGAGAGAAGAGAGACAGACGGCAUUUCAAACGCAUGCGCUUCCCGCCGUUUGAUGAUGAAGAGCCGCCCCUUGACUACGGCGAGAACGUUCUUGCAGUGGAGCCUUUAGAUGCAAUUAGAAUGGAUCUAGAUGAAGAAGAAGAUGCCCCUGUAGCAGAUUGGUUGUACAGCAGCAAGCCGCUUCAAUACGAUGCAGCAUAUGUUAAGGGUCCUAGCUAUAGGCGGUGGAGGCUGGAAGUGCAGCAGCUAGCUGUACUGCAGCGUCUUGCUCAUCAAUUGCUUUCAGAUUUACAAGACACAAAUUAUUUUUAUUUGUUUAAUUUAGAGUCUUUCUGUACAGCAAAGGCGUUAAACUUAGCUAUCCCUGGAGGCCCUAAGUUUGAACCUUUGUUCAGAGAUGUGCAUGAAGAAGAUGAAGACUGGAAUGAGUUUAACGACGUCUGCAAGAUCAUCAUUCGUCAGCAAAUACGUACAGAGUACCGCGUAGCGUUUCCUCACCUUUAUAACAACAGACCUAGACGCGUCGUGCUGCCUCCUUAUCACUCUCCUGCUGUCUCCUUCGUUAAACCUGAAGACCCCGACCUUCCUGCCUUUUACUUCGAUCCCAUCAUCAACCCCCUCCCGGCCUAUAAAAUGAAUGCUUAUACUGACGCACUCGUUGAUCCUUCAAUAGUCGAAGGCUUACAAUUACCUGCUGUAUUGCGGCCUUUCUUAGAAGAGAGCCCUCUCUGUACAGACACAACAGCAGCGGGUAUUUCUCUUUACUGGUCUUGCAGGCCUUUCAAUCUGCGUGCAGGACGCAUGAGGAGAGCACAAGAUGUUCCUCUUGUUCAGACGUGGUUUAGAGAACAUGCACCACAGAAUUAUCCAGUAAAGGUUAGGGUUUCGUAUCAGAAGUUACUGAAGUGCUGGGUGUUGUCGCAUCUUCACUCACGACCACCCAAGAGUUUGAAGAAAAGGAAUUUAUUCCGAGUGUUUAAAACUACAAAAUUCUUUCAAACCACGGAGAUCGAUUGGGUGGAGGCUGGGCUGCAAGUUUCUCGUCAAGGUUAUAACAUGCUGAACCUCCUUAUACACCGCAAGAACUUGAAUUACCUUCAUUUAGACUAUAACUUUAACUUAAAGCCUGUCAAGACCCUCACCACCAAAGAAAGAAAGAAAUCUCGCUUUGGAAAUGCCUUCCAUCUCUGCAGAGAAAUACUAAGACUUACGAAACUUACCGUUGACUCUCACGUACAAUUCAGGCUGGGGAAUGUUGAUGCAUUUCAGCUGGCCGAUGGUCUUCAGUACAUCUUCGCGCAUGUUGGACAGCUCACAGGGAUGUAUCGGUACAAGUACCGUCUCAUGCGUCAGGUGCGCAUGUGCAAGGACUUGAAACACCUAAUAUACUAUCGUUUUAACACAGGACCUGUAGGUAAAGGCCCUGGGUGCGGCUUCUGGGCCCCUGGAUGGAGAGUGUGGUUGUUCUUUUUACGCGGUGUAUUGCCUCUGUUGGAGCGCUGGCUGGGGAAUUUGUUAGCCCGUCAGUUUGAAGGGCGCGUAUCAAAGGGAACAGCGAAGACGGUGACGAAGCAGCGCGUUGAGUCACACUUCGAUUUAGAACUCCGUGCUGCUGUUAUGCACGACAUUCUAGAUAUUAUGCCAGAGGGUGUAAAGGCUUCAAAAGCUAGAACUAUUUUGCAGCACUUGUCGGAGGCGUGGAGGUGCUGGAAGGCAAAUAUCCCCUGGAAAGUACCAGGGCUACCAGCCCCCAUCGAAAAUAUGAUCUUAAGGUAUGUGAAGAUGAAGGCUGACUGGUGGACGAACGCAGCAUAUUAUAAUCGAGAGAGGAUUAGGCGGGGUGCGACAGUUGAUAAGACAGUGUGCAGAAAGAAUUUGGGUCGGCUGACUCGUUUGUGGUUGAAAGCAGAGCAAGAAAGACAGCAUUCUUACUUGAAGGACGGGCCCUAUAUAACGGGUGAAGAGGCUGUUGCAGUGUAUACAACUGCUGUUCACUGGUUAGAGUCAAGAAGGUUUACGCAUAUACCUUUCCCUCCUUUGAAUUAUAAACAUGAUACAAAGCUGCUUAUAUUAGCACUUGAAAGAUUAAAAGAAUUCUAUUCUGUUAAAUCAAGACUUAAUCAAAGUCAAAGAGAAGAAUUAGGGUUAAUUGAACAAGCUUAUGAUAACCCUCAUGAAGCUCUUUCUCGUAUAAAACGACAUCUACUUACUCAGAGGGCUUUUAAAGAGCUUCGCUUAGAGUUUAUGGAUCUAUACUCUCAUUUAAUCCCUAUCUAUGAGAUAGAUCCGCUCGAAAAGAUUACAGACGCAUACUUAGACCAGUAUCUCUGGUAUGAAGGCGAUAGCAGACAUCUCUUCCCUUCUUGGGUCAAACCCUCAGACAGCGAACCUCCUCCUCUUCUCGUCUUCAAGUUCUGUCAGGGUAUUAAUAAUUUAACUGACGUGUGGAAUACAGACGACGGAGAGAGUCUUGUGCUACUCGAAAGCAAGUUCGAAAAGGUGUACGAGAAGGUGGAUCUAACGUUGUUGAAUCGUCUUCUACGUUUAAUUGUUGAUCAUAACGUAGCGGAUUACAUUACUGCGAAGAACAACGUUAGCAUAAGUUUUAAGGAUAUGUCUCACGUGAAUUCGUUUGGGUUAAUCAGAGGGCUGCAGUUCUCUUCAUUUGUCUUUCAAUAUUAUGCUCUCAUCCUUGACCUGCUACUCUUAGGUCUUACCCGAGCAACAGAUAUUGCAGGGCCCCCAGCCCUUCCAAAUGAAUUCUUAUCUUUCACCGAUGUACAGACAGAAACUAGACAUCCAAUUCGUCUCUACUGCAGAUACAUCGAUCGGUUCUGGGUUGUGUUUAAAUUCACAAAAGAAGAAAGCAGAGAUUUAGUGCAGAGAUAUCUCACAGAAAACCCUGACCCCAACAACGAAAACGUCGUCGGAUAUCCAAACAAGACCUGCUGGCCCAGAGAUUGCCGGAUGCGCAGAAUGAAGAGGGAUGUGAAUUUAGGACGAGCGGUUUUCUGGGAGAUUUCGAACCGUCUUCCUCGUUCAUUAACGACAUUAAAUUGGUCUUCUUCUUUUGCUUCAGUUUAUUCAUUAGAUAAUCCAAACUUAUUGUUCUCAAUGGGGGGCUUUGAAUGCCGCAUCCUCCCGAAAGUGCGCAUGCAAACUGAAGAAUUUUCACAAAGAGAAGGGGCUUGGAAGCUGCAAAAUGAAACAACAAAAGAAUUAGCUGCACAAGCUUUCUUAAAAGUAGGAGAUGAGGGUAUGAGAAGAUUUGAGAAUCGUGUACGCAUGGUUCUGAUGUCUAGCGGAGCAACAACUUUUACAAAGAUUGCAAACAAGUGGAAUACAACAUUGAUAUCUUUGAUGACAUAUUUCCGUGAGGCUGUAAUUCAUACAGAAGCUCUGUUAGAUCUUCUUGUUAAAUGUGAAAAUAAAAUUCAAACCCGUAUUAAGAUCGGUCUUAACUCUAAAAUGCCUUCUCGUUUCCCUCCAGUUGUUUUCUACACUCCGAAAGAGUUAGGAGGGUUAGGUAUGUUGUCUAUGGGGCAUAUAUUAAUCCCUCAGUCUGAUCUUCGUUAUAGUCAGCAGACAGACGCUGGGAUUACACAUUUCAGAUCGGGUAUGUCUCAUGAAGAGGAUCAGCUUAUACCGAAUCUCUACCGUUAUAUUCAAACUUGGGAGAGCGAAUUUAUUGAAUCUCAGAGGGUAUGGGCUGAAUAUGCAUUAAAAAGAGGUGAAGCAGCAGCACAAAAUAGAAGAUUAACAUUAGAAGAUUUAGAAGAUAGCUGGGAUAGAGGUAUUCCUCGUAUUAAUACUUUAUUUCAAAAAGAUAGACAUACUCUUGCUUAUGAUAAAGGCUGGAGAGUGCGCGAAGAUUUCAGACAAUAUCAACAACUUAAAGCUCAUCCUUUCUGGUGGACCCAUCAACGUCACGACGGUAAACUUUGGAAUCUAAACAACUAUAGGACAGACAUGAUUCAGGCUUUAGGCGGUGUAGAAGGUAUAUUAGAGCACACUCUCUUCAAAGGAACGUACUUCCCUACUUGGGAAGGUCUCUUCUGGGAAAAAGCUUCAGGGUUUGAAGAGAGUAUGAAGUACAAGAAGCUGACGAAUGCGCAGAGGUCUGGACUUAACCAAAUUCCAAACAGAAGAUUUACUCUCUGGUGGUCUCCCACCAUCAACAGAGCGAACGUCUACGUUGGUUUCCAGGUGCAACUGGACUUGACUGGUAUCUUCAUGCACGGGAAGAUUCCGACUCUGAAGAUUUCUUUGAUUCAGAUAUUCAGAGCCCAUCUCUGGCAGAAGGUUCAUGAAUCUAUUGUCAUGGACUUGUGUCAGGUCUUUGACAUGGAGUUGGAUUCUCUGGAGGUGGAGAUGGUUCAGAAGGAAACAAUUCACCCGCGCAAGUCGUACAAGAUGAAUUCUUCUUGUGCUGAUAUUUUGUUGUUUGCUUCCUACAAAUGGCCUAUCUCAAAACCCUCUCUUCUCGCCGAAGCAAAAGAUGUUAUGGAAGGCGCCACGGCAACCAAACACUGGCUGGACGUACAGCUGCGUUGGGGUGACUACGACAGCCACGACAUUGAGCGUUACGUGCGUUCAAAGUUUUUGGAUUACACCACCGACAACAUGUCUAUUUAUCCUUCGCCUUCUGGCGUAUUGGUUGGCAUCGAUUUGGCGUAUAAUCUGCACUCCGCCUUCGGUCAUUGGCUACCAGGCCUCAAGCCUCUUAUGCAAAGAGCCAUGAACAAAAUCAUGAAAGCGAAUCCUGCGUUAUACGUGUUGCGUGAACGAAUUCGAAAGGGUUUGCAGCUGUAUUCAUCAGAGCCUACGGAGCCGUAUUUGAACUCACAGAACUAUGGAGAGUUGUUUUCCAAUCAAACAGUUUGGUUCAUUGACGACACCAACGUCUACCGAGUCACCAUCCACAAGACCUUUGAAGGCAACCUUACCACCAAACCCGUCAACGGGGUCAUCUUCAUAUUCAAUCCAAGAACAGGGCAAUUGUUCUUGAAGAUCAUCCACACAUCUGUUUGGGCUGGACAGAAGCGUUUAACUCAAUUGGCGCGUUGGAAGACAGCAGAAGAAGUGGCGGCUUUGAUUCGUUCUCUUCCUGUGGAAGAACAGCCUAAGCAGAUUAUUGCAACUCGAAAGGGUAUGUUGGAUCCUCUGGAGGUGCAUUUGUUGGAUUUCCCCAACAUCGUGAUUAAAGGAAGCGAGUUGAAUUUGCCAUUCCAAGCGUUGAUGAAGAUUGAGAAGUUUGGAGAUAUGAUUCUUCGGGCUACUCAACCAGAAAUGGUUUUGUUCAACUUAUUUGAUGAUUGGCUUCAAUCCAUUUCUGCAUAUACCGCAUUCUCUCGUAUGCUUCUAUUACUCCGAGCUUUGCAAGUGAACACGGAGAGAACGAAGGUCGUUUUGAAACCAAACAAAUCAACGAUAACGCAGCCGCAUCAUAUUUGGCCUAGCCUGACGGAUGAAGAAUGGAUUCAUGUUGAAGUCACAUUAAAAGAUUUGAUUCUUGCAGAUUAUGCAAAGAAAAAUAACGUAAAUGUUGCAUCUCUUACGCAAUCCGAAAUCCGAGAUAUCAUACUUGGUAUGGAAAUCGCUCCUCCUUCGCUCCAGCGCCAGCAGAUUGCAGAAAUUGAAACUCAGGCCAGAGAACAACAACAGGUGACUUCAACGACAACGAAGAGCGUCAAUAUCCAUGGAGAGGAGAUCAUCGUGGCCACUCAAUCGCCUCAUGAACAACAAGUUUUCGCUUCGAAGACCGAUUGGAGAGUGCGAGCUAUUGCAGCAUCUUCUUUACAUCUGAGGACUCAACAUGUGUACGUGAACAGCGAUGAAGUGGUCGACUCCGGGUGUACGUACAUCAUGCCCAAGAACCUGUUGAAGAAAUUCAUUUCCAUUGCAGAUCUAAGAACUCAAGUCGCUGCUUUCUUAUACGGAAUCUCACCUCCAGACAAUCAAAACGUUAAAGAAAUCAAAUGUAUGGUCCUUCCUCCUCAAGUAGCAAGUCAUCAAGGUGUUUCCUUGCCUCAACAGCUGCCUUCCCAUCCGUAUCUUUCAUCUCUUGAACCUCUCGGAUGGAUCCACACCCAGCCGAACGAGAAUCCUCAACUUCUACCAAGAGAUGUUCUUCUUCAUGCAAAGAUAUUAAAUGAAAAUAAAACAUGGGAUGCAAAUGUUGCAGUCGUCAUCACUUGCGCAUUCACCCCUGGUAGCUGCUCUCUCACUGCUUACAGACUAACACCCCAAGGAUAUCAGUGGGGAAAGUCCAACAAGGAUAGCACUAUGAACCCCGCGGGUUACGUAAAAGGACAUGCAGAGCGCGUGCAGAUGUUAUUAUCAGAUGUUCUUUUAGGCUUCUUCCUUGUCCCUGCUGAGGGAGGGGGUAUUUGGAAUUAUAACUUUAUGGGAGUCAAGUUCUCGCCUUCGAUGAAAUACAACCUCAUACUCGAUACACCCAAGGACUAUUACCAUGAAACACACAGGCCGGCGCACUUUGUGCAGUUUACUCAACUUGAACAGCAAGAGGCAGACGUCGGAGACAGAGAGGAUCUCUUCGCUUGA
Messenger RNA from Eimeria acervulina, 7596 nucleotides. RefSeq names its product pre-mRNA splicing factor prp8, putative. Gene Ontology annotation, molecular function: metallopeptidase activity; U1 snRNA binding; pre-mRNA intronic binding. The record is from RefSeq and is a predicted model, not a curated record. Gene Ontology annotation, cellular component: catalytic step 2 spliceosome; U5 snRNP. Bases 1 to 7596 code for a protein of 2531 amino acids. Gene Ontology annotation, biological process: spliceosomal tri-snRNP complex assembly; mRNA splicing, via spliceosome. The transcript has 15 exons. NCBI's taxonomy places the organism in Eukaryota, Apicomplexa, Conoidasida, Eucoccidiorida, Eimeriidae.